This is a messenger RNA of Cyprinodon tularosa, 2486 nucleotides long. RefSeq names its product max-binding protein MNT-like. Lineage: Eukaryota; Metazoa; Chordata; Actinopteri; Cyprinodontiformes; Cyprinodontidae. The record is from RefSeq and is a predicted model, not a curated record. Gene Ontology annotation, molecular function: RNA polymerase II cis-regulatory region sequence-specific DNA binding; DNA-binding transcription factor activity, RNA polymerase II-specific; protein dimerization activity. Bases 269 to 2203 code for a protein of 644 amino acids. Gene Ontology annotation, biological process: regulation of transcription by RNA polymerase II. The transcript has 6 exons.
UCUUGUUGCAAUCUUUUUUUUCCUUUCCUUUUUUUAAAAUACGUAAUUGGUGGGGGAUCUACUUUCUGUUUGGCUGGAUUGGGGAAAAAAAGCUAGCCGCCUGUUUGCUGGAGAACCACACAAGGAGGUUCACACGGGUGUAAGCCCGUGCACGCAACGCUUUAUACCGGGGCACUACUUUCAUUUACCCUCCCCUCUUUUUUCCUUCCCGGACCACCGGGUUCCCUCCCCCCCUAUCCCCCGCCCCUGCCGUCAAGGUUUACGCGAAAUGAGUAUCGACACACUUUUGGAGGCAGCCAGGUACCUGGAAUGGCAAGCCGAGCAACAACAAACCAGACUCGAGGACGAGCCGUGUAAAGAGAAGGAGGCCGUCAGCACACAGGCCAAGUCUAAACAUGUGGAACUUGUGGCGUCUCCUCUGCCUGUCAGAGCCAACCACAAUGCUUGGGCCGACGACGCUCAGCGCCAGCAGCCGCAUCUCCCUCCUGCCCCGCCGCCCCAUGCCCUCCCACCUUCACAAGUUCCCAUUGCGGUCAUCCCAAUGGUCCCAGUCGUCAAUGCGACGCCAUCUGUCCCCCCCCUUCCACUUAUGACGCCGAUUGCAGCGGCUGCAACGUCGCUCAGCAGCCCCCUGCCUGUCAAGCAGGAGAGCAUCUCCCCCUCUCCGGAGCAAAAGCCGCCGCCAGCCUCUCAUCAACUGUUGUGCUCCUCCCAGAUCAAAAUGGAAUCCGUCCAGCAGCAAAUGGACAUAAAGCCCACUCUGUCACAGCCUCAGGUACAGAUUCAAUACCCAGCCUCUCAUCACCUGUUGUGCUCCUCCCAAAUCAAAAUGGAACCCGUCCAGGAGCAAAUGGACAUAAAGCCCACUCUGUCACAGCCUCAGGUACAGAUUCAAUACCCAGCCUCUGUUAAUACCAACGGCUCUGGCUCCCAUCAUGCACUGGUUCCCCAUCACGCUCUACCCACGCCUCAGCCCCGCCCUAACGGAGUGACGAUAGAGGAUAUGAGUGGGAUGGAGGUGAAGAGGAGACCUGGAGGAGCGGGAACCAGAGAAGUGCAUAAUAAGCUGGAGAAGAACAGGAGAGCACACCUGAAGGAAUGUUUCGAGACGCUAAAGAAGAACGUCCCUAACGUGGAUGAAAAGAAAACCUCUAACCUCAGUGUUCUGCGCAGUGCACUCCGCUACAUACAGACCCUGAAACGUAAGGAGAAGGAGUUUGAACACGAGAUGGAGCGUUUGGCCAGAGAGAAGAUCGCCACGCAGCAGCGGCUGGCCGAGCUGAAGAACGAGCUCAGCCAGAGCAUGAAUGUCAUGGAGAUCGACAGAGUCCUCAGACAGACCAUCCAGCCAGAGGACGACCAGGCCUCCACCUCUACCGCUUCAGAGGGCGAAGACAACUACGACCAGGACACAGAUGAGGAGGCCGCCGCCCGUCCUGCUGUCCCAGCCCUCCCUAAACCAGCACCCCACAUCUUACAGGCACAGCCGCUCCUGGCUUCGCACCUGUCCAUCCAGCACGCCGCUCUACCUCUCUCUGGAGUCCUCACCACGCCCGCUCCCUCUGGACCUCCUCCCCCUCAAGCCAUUGCCCCUGCUCCCCCCGCUGGCCCCCCUCCUCACCCACAGCUUCCCCUUCAACCUCCCACCGUUCAGGUCCAGCCAACCGUCAUCGCUCACGCCGCAGUCUCACACCCGUCAGUCAUCCACUCUGUCAGUCACACCCUUCCUGCCAAUCACAAACAUUUAACCCACAUAGCCCCCUCUCCUCGUCCUGCCUCCUCCACCCCUCAGCCCAUCGCAGCGGCGGCGGCGGCACCAGUCACCGCUACUCACCAGCAUAUAGCUCAGCCCAUAGGACACAUCACUGUCCACCCUGUGGCUCACCUGGGGGCUCCCCUCACAUCCCACCUCCCGACUCUCUACCCCCAGGGGGUUCCCGUCAGCCAUCCCACGGUGGUGGGCCACAUCACCCACACCUUCACCCACCACGCCCUGCCCCACGUCCAGGCCGGCCCUCAAGCUAACACUAACGGGGCGCAGGUGAACAGCACAGCCGUGGUGAGCCAGGGGAGCCAAUCGCUGGGGAAACCCACGGCGGUGCUGGCCCCGCACCCUCAGCUGGUCGGGCAGGCUGCUGUCCUUAACCCCGUUACCAUGGUUACAGUCCCAUCCUUCCCCGUCAGCACGCUCAAACUGGCCUAGAAAAGGAAAACGGACCAAACGGAGAGGGGAGAUUGAUUCAGACAUUCUUUUUUUUAAAUCUGGAUUCAGAUCAUUUCUGACAGCAGUUGGUUUUUGGACGUGUAGUGAUGAGAAACGCUGUGAUUUUUUUCUUUUUUUUUAUAUAUUAACAGCCCUGCUGACAGAAACAUCACUGCAGACUCCCUGGGUUCAGAAAACAAGGCUGUGACAUUUGCUUUUGUUGCAAAGCUAGGAAUUUAGUUUGACCUUUCCGCUUCCUUCCUUCCUUCCUUCCUUCCUUCCU